AUGUCGAAGAGACCUCACACGAAGGAUGAUGAUGAUGACGACACCCUCCUAGCCAAGAGACUCAAGCCGGACUAUGAUCUUGCGCGCCAUAUUCCGAGCAUUAACUCCGACAUGGAACCCGACCUCAGGAACAAAGCCACGGCCGAUGAGGAGACAAUCGAUCCCAGUAUGAGCGUGGAAGACAGAAGCAACAACGAUACCAGUGUCGAUGGCAGCAGCGAGGACAGCUGUGAUGAAACCGAUUCGGAUUCCGACUCAGAAUCGAGCAUCAGUUCUGAUGAAGAGCCGAUCAAUGCGCACGGGGAAAAUCCAAUCCUGCCCUUUGAUAGGGAGUAUAUGGACCCGAAGGAUUGCCGGGACCAGUGGGAAAUGAGCCUGCGCGAUUACCAGGAACAAGAGGAACAGGACCUGGACGAAACGGACGAGAUCGAGUUGGCUGAGUCGGAAUGGGUCAUCCGAGCUGAGAGAAAGUCGUUGCUCAAGCAGUUGAGCCUCACCACAUCUGUUCCGGGCCUGGACAAGAUGAUCACCCUGCAAUUGAACGAAGAUGGCGGAAACAAGGCCAUAUAUCAACAGCAAGAAAUUCCCGAGAACGAUUCGGAUAGCGACGAUUCGGAUAGCGACGACUUCAAGGAUUGGUCGAAGCCCGACGCGAUGGGCUGGAAGUCGGCCGCAGAUGGCUCGCGACUUAUGCCAGAGGCAAUCGAGCUCAUCCUUGACUUCUUCGAGGACCGCCAGCAUGUUACUCGUGCCGAGUGCGAGGAAUACUGCCUUAAAGCAUACCUCAAAGCGAGCGUUGGCCCAGACAAGUCCCAGAAGUGGCCGCUCAGCGUGCGCGCAUAUCCCUCCGAGUCCCAGUUCCGCAAUAGCUACAUGGUCGAGGUCAUAGAUGCCACCAUCACUGACCCCACUCUCAUGACCCAAUUCUACAUAAGCCCUGAGAGGCUGGAUGAGAGUCAACUCUCCAGGGCCAAAGAGGCGUACGGCAAUUUCAUUCCGGAGUACACCUAUGUUGGUGACAUGGGUUUGGCGGCAAACCGCUUGGAGGAGCUGUUUGUGUGGCGGAUUGUAUCCCCUGUUGGGCGCCCAUUCGCUGCCAACAGCUCUCAAAUUGGUCUGCGGGUCAAUCAGGAUAAGUACCUUGGCAUCCUGAAGCAGUUUGUUGACUUCGUCUGUCAUCCCCUUCAGCCGGCAGGCGGUGGUUGCCUCGCCGAUGAGCAGGGUUGGCCCAUGGUGCUGCACAAUCCUCUACUCGACGCGUACAACAUCAUUAUCCGACCCGACUGGUCGGGCAUUGCCUGUGUGCUGCUCUGGGGUGCUCCGCCUGCCGUGACCCUCCCCUUCGGCGCCUCCCUCAGCGGCCUCUUGUGUCUCUGUGGAAAGCCAGAAAAAGAUGACGAGACUAGUCUUGCUCAGUUACUACAUUGGGACGGCCAAUACGCAUCCCUGUUCGAAGGCUACAGCCGCGAGGCGCGAGAAAUACAGCGCUUUUGUCUGUACUACCUGCGGGAAAAGGAGCGGGCCCUCGCGAACGACCCGAAGCCCUGGCACCGUCUGUUUGAUGCCCUGGCCGAGGGUAUCUCGAGCAGGACCGACAUGGACGAGCCCUACUAUAAGUGCUAUAGAACGGAGCUCGAGGAGCUGAAAUGGGACUGGUGGCAUUUUGAGAUGGACCCUGGUGUCCCCGUUCAGAGCGCCAUCACCUUCCCUGAAACGGAAAGCGGGCAUGGUGGAGAGAAUGAUGACGUUGAUAUGGAUAUGAACACAGACUGA
Thyridium curvatum is the source of this 1773-nucleotide messenger RNA. RefSeq lists its product as uncharacterized. NCBI's taxonomy places the organism in Eukaryota, Fungi, Ascomycota, Sordariomycetes, Thyridiales, Thyridiaceae. The coding region runs from base 1 to 1773 and encodes 590 amino acids. The transcript has a single exon. The record is from RefSeq and is a predicted model, not a curated record.